Messenger RNA from Naegleria lovaniensis, 1881 nucleotides. RefSeq lists its product as uncharacterized. The record is from RefSeq and is a predicted model, not a curated record. Gene Ontology annotation, molecular function: rRNA (cytosine-C5-)-methyltransferase activity. The transcript has a single exon. Lineage: Eukaryota; Heterolobosea; Eutetramitea; Acrasida; Naegleriidae. Gene Ontology annotation, cellular component: nucleolus. Bases 1 to 1881 code for a protein of 626 amino acids. Gene Ontology annotation, biological process: maturation of LSU-rRNA; rRNA base methylation.
AUGCUUGCAACACACACAUGCAAGAAGAGCCUAUCAUCAUCAUCACUACUCACCACAACGUUAUCCCGAUCGUUAACCUCUCGGACCUAUGCCCUAUCACUCCAUAAGAAUUCUUCAACGUCGUCCAAACGAACCAAAACUUCAAAGCCUUCUUCUCCAAUCAAUUCCACGUCGACUCACAACACGACAUCUUCAACCAGUAGUACUACACGAAAAACACAACCUACUCUUUCAAAUAGUAAUUUAAAAAGUCUUGAAAUGUCCAAAACUCUUCAUUCUCUCUCAUCUCAAGAAGAGGCUCUUCAAGAACAUCAAUCCAUUGAUGAAUAUCCAUUGACAUUUUCUGAAAGACAUGCCAUUUCAAUUCUCUAUCAUUAUCAUCAAUCACUUAUUGAAAAUCCAUCUUAUACUCUUGAUAAAUUUAUUAGUAAUUAUUUAAGAGCUAACAAAAUUGGAAAGAAUAAUAAGGAAGUGAUUAUUUGUGCCUGCUAUGAAAUUGAAAAAUUAUAUUUAUUACUCGAUUACAUGUCAAAGAAAUUUAAUUUUGAUGAAAUGAAGGAGAAAUUAGAAAUAUCACUAGAUCAAUAUAUCAACAGAAUGAAUAUGAUGAAAAUGAAAGAAUUAGGUCCGAGUGCUCAUUUACUUCCUAAAUCAGUAACGUUUGUUGAAGAAAAUAGAAAAUCAGUACUUCACUGGAGACUAGUAUUUGCAUUGUACAAAGAAUAUUUUCAUGAACAAGAUUUUGAGCAAGUCGUUUUCCAUUCCAAUCAUGCAGAUAGCGUAUUUAGAAAGAUUCCAAUCAAUGUUCUAUUGAGUUGUCCUGCUCAAUUAUUUGAUAUUUUAUGUGAAGAAUAUGGUGAAGAGAAGGCAAUUGAAAUUUGUUUAAUUAACAAUUCUGAAGCACCAGUAUUUGGAAGAGUCAAUGAUGUCAAAGUAAUCAUUGAACAUAAAAGCACGACCACUCAACAACUUGGAAGUGCCAUGACGAAUGACGAGUCGAGGAGUGAUAGUGGGUUUUCUGGUUCGAAACAUGAGAACAUAACACCCAAAGAAGAAGUUACUGAUAUUCUCAAUGCAACUUCUGAGCCAAACAAAGAUCUCUUGGCACCAUUGAAAAAGAAAACUCGAAAAUUCCUCAAAAAACUCUCUGAAAAGUAUUCGGAAGUGGUUGGUAAAAUCACACCAAGUAAAUUGAGUACUUUUGGGUUUAGAUUUGAGAAAAAGACUGAUUUUAGACAAUGGCCAGAAUUUAAGGAAGGUCUCUUUGAAAUACAAGACGAUAGUAGUCAAUAUAUUGUGGAUGAACUCAUUAGAAAUGGAGCUCUUAAACAAAUUACAUCUUUGAAACCACUUGUAUUGGAUUAUUGUUGUGGAACUGGAGGUAAAACAUUUGCAUUGGCUGGUGCUCUGAAAGGAAAAGGUCAAAUCUACAUGCAUGACAUUCGAUUAGAAAAAUUAUCUUCAGAAUUGAAAAGAAGAGCACAUCGUUUAGGAAUUGAGAAUAUUCAACCACUCGAACAUGACCAUUCUCAUUGGGAAAAAUUGAAAGAUAAGAUGAAUUUAGUCAUUCUUGAUGUACCUUGCACAGGAACAGGAACGUUGAGAAGGAAUGUCGAGUUAAAAUACAAAAUUAAUUACAAUUGGAUCAAAGAACUCACAAAGAAGCAAAGAGAAAUUAUUGAAAAUGCCAUACCUUAUGUCAGGAAGGGAAAUUAUUUGCUUUAUUCGACAUGUUCCAUUUUGAGCAAGGAAAAUGAAGAUCAAAUGGAUUACAUUUUGAAAAAGCACAAAAACUUUGAAUUGGUCAAGGAAAUUAAGACAUUACCAUUGUUGAAUGGAGGUGAUGGUAUGUAUGGAGCUCUAUUGAGAAGAAUCCAUUGA